Xiphophorus couchianus (Monterrey platyfish) is the source of this 2841-nucleotide messenger RNA. RefSeq names its product sciellin (gene scel). The record is from RefSeq and is a predicted model, not a curated record. NCBI's taxonomy places the organism in Eukaryota, Metazoa, Chordata, Actinopteri, Cyprinodontiformes, Poeciliidae. Gene Ontology annotation, biological process: epidermis development. Gene Ontology annotation, cellular component: cytoplasm. The transcript has 33 exons. Bases 141 to 1985 code for a protein of 614 amino acids.
GCCUCCCCUUGAGGUUAAAAGCAGAAGGAAUGACAAAGGUGUGACUGUGUGUGAUAGACAGGUGUUCAGGCCUGAGCUACAGUGAGGAUUUUACCUUUAAAACCCAGGAACAGAGCUGUCUCCAGAGGUGAGAGUCCAAAAUGAGCUCCUACUCAACUUCCAAGACCAAAGCGCUCGAGGACAGCAAGAAGAAAACCUCUCUGCUGAAGGACAACAGCUGGAUCCGAAAAAAUGCUGAUGAAGACGAGCCCGUCGACCAAGACCCAAACUUUGGCAAAAGUGUCUUGAGUCGAGUGAAUAACACUGAUACUACUGACAGUGGCUCAGAACCCAAGUCAACAAGAACAACUAAAGCAAGUUCAACCUCAUCUGUUCAAGCUCUCACCAAGAGGUUCAGUGGAAGCACAGAUGAUCUGAAAACCAUGACACCGUCUUACUACUCAAAAAGAACUUCCGGUGGGAAGACAGAAACAUCCAGCACCACUAAACCCACAGCGGUGACUAAGGAUGGGACAACUGAGACCACCACCCAAAGUGUCAAAUCUCCUGUGACCAAAACACCCACUAAAACUGAGACGUUCAUGGAGCGCGUCAAAUCCUCAAGCAAAGAGUCACAGUACUCGAGCUACUCGCCUACCAAGACAACAAAACCGACUAUUACCACCACUAAAGAGGCAGACGACCAACUUUACAACUCACUGACCCCCUCACCUUUGAAGGACGACUCCCCAACUAAAGACAGCACAACAACCGUGCCCACAACUAAGACUGUGACGGUGAAAAGUAGCAGUGAUGCAAUUGCUGAGGACAAACUCUAUGACACACUGAUUCCCAGUGCUAUCAAGAGUGGAGACAGCAAAAAAACACCUGUGUCCAGCAGUGAGACUGUGACAGUGAAGAGCUCCAAAGAGCCAGAGGACCGACUUUACAACUCACUGAAACCCUCACCUUUGAAGGACGACUCCCCAACUAAAGACAGCACAACAACCGUGCCCACAACCAAGACUGUAACGGUGAAAAGUAGCAGUGAUGCAAUUGCUGAGGACAAACUCUAUGACACACUGAUUCCCAGUGCUAUCAAGAGUGGAGACAGCAAAAAAACACCUGUGUCCAGCAGUGAGACUGUGACAGUGAAGAGCUCCAAAGAGCCAGAGGACCGACUUUACAACUCACUGAAACCCUCACCUUUGAAGGACGACUCCCCAACUAAAGACAGCACAACAACCGUGCCCACAACCAAGACUGUAACGGUGAAAAGUAGCAGUGAUGCAAUUGCUGAGGACAAACUCUAUGACACACUGAUUCCCAGUGCUAUCAAGAGUGGAGACAGUAAAAAAACACCUGUGUCCAGCAAUGAGACUGUGACGGUGAAGAGCUCCAACACUGUAGAUGACACCAAAACACCAACAGUCACUGUAAAGUCCUCCUCAACGCCCAAGGAUAACCUCUAUGACACCCUCCUGCCUAAAGCCAUCACACCUCCUGUCAGUUCAAGCAAAACCGAGAAGGACAUUAUCACAGUGAACACCAAAAAAGAAGACGAAAUCCCAUCAACACCAUCGUCCACGCGCAGCGUCAGCUACAGCUCAUACACUGACGAUACUCCCUACACUCCCACCAGCUCAUACAGUGACUAUAAAACCUACUCCUACUCCAGACCAGACUCCAGCUAUGAGUAUAGCAGCCUCAACAGCCCCUCUCUCUACAGCUCCACGUCAUACUCUUCCACAAAGAGUGUUUAUCAGUCCCCUGACAGGCCUGUGCUGGAGAAGGACCUGUGCACCACCUGCCGAAAGCCCUUCACUGGAGACGCCAAGAUGGUCCUGGACGACAUGAAGAUCAACUGCCACGCCACCUGCUUCAAAUGUGAUGUCUGCAACGGCUCUCUGGGCUACAUGAAAGCUGGGGACAGCAUGUGGAUCUACAAGCGCAAGGUGCACUGCGAAAACUGCUUUGAGAGCACCAGAGAAAAAUGGCGCCGCUGAGCCUCCUCACAGAUUACUGCAUUCUGAUGGUGUGGGUGACGAGGGUCUUACUAAGACGUCUUUAAGUGGGUGCUUUGGACAAAAAAAAUCACAGUUACAUAAUGUAAAUUACGUUUUCAUGUGACUCUACAGGCCACACAUGGCAUGAAAUCUACUAAUAUAUCUGUAUUAUAAUACUCCUGUCUCUACCUCUACACUGUAAGUCUUUCUGUGCUCUCUUUAAUGUGUCACUUCUCGGGGGACUCUUGUGAGUAACAUGACAGGGUAUUCUACAAUAUUGAGGGCCGGGGUUUUUUUCUUUGUGCAAUAAGGGCAAAUUUAAAAAAAACAAACUUCUUUAUUUACAUUUUUUCUUGAACGUCCCUGUUCUUUGGGUCUAUGUUUACUGCUAAAUUAUUAUGAGAUAAUACAGAACAAAAAAAAAGAUAAUAAAGAAAGGCUUGUACUUAAAUAAAAUUUUAAAUUACUGAAGACUGUGUUGUUUUUUUAAACCAGAUGCUAAAAUCUCAAGUAAAAGGUCAGGCUGUCUCUAUUGUUAGAGGGGAAUUUAAGAAUAUCUGUUUGCAAUUCCCUAUACAAGUGUGUCUUUGCCUUUGCCAAAUAAAGUUAAUGCAACAAUGUAUGUUAAAUAUACUUUUCAAAUUAUUAAAGCACUCUGCAAUGUUGUUUUUGUAUUUUCAACUGCAAUGGAAUAUAUUACGUAUUGGAACAGCAUUUGAUCAGUACAGUGUCUACUGCUAAUUGAAAGACAGCCCUAAAGAGCAAUAAAGUCACAAUACUUGGUAUGUAUGUAAAAUACUUGGAGUACAUUACUUGUUUUUCAAUAACUUUGUCAAUAAACGGAAUUCAAAAUCAA